Messenger RNA from Peronospora matthiolae, 1629 nucleotides. The record is from the annotation of a GenBank genome assembly. NCBI's taxonomy places the organism in Eukaryota, Oomycota, Peronosporomycetes, Peronosporales, Peronosporaceae.
AUGUUCGCAGCCAAAUAUCUCCGCGCUCUUCGCCAGCCCCUCCGUCACUCGCGAUGGCAAAGCGCGCUCGUGAACGAACCAGUCGCGCCGAUUCCCACGCCAGCGAUGCGUAAGUUGGCGUUCAAGGACACACUGGAGAAAGCUCGGAAGCGUGCGAUGGAAGGCGGUGGUGCUGACCGCGUGGCAAAGCAGCACGAGAAGGGAAAACUCAUGGCCCGCGAGCGCAUCGAGCUGCUGGUGGACGAGGGAUCCUUUCGUGAGUACGAUAUGCUCAAGUCACAUCGGUGCUUCGACUUCGGCAUGGAGAGGCAGCAAUACCCUGGAGAUGGAGUCAUCACUGGACGUGGUCUGAUCAACGGCCGACUCACGUUUGUCUUCAGUCAAGACUUUACCGUCUUUGGCGGCAGUCUGUCCGAGACGUACGCUGAGAAGAUCGUCAAGAUCAUGAACAAGGCCAUGGAACUGGGAGCACCGCUUAUCGGACUGAAUGACUCGGGCGGGGCUCGUAUCCAGGAAGGUGUGGCGUCACUGGCAGGAUACGCGGAUAUCUUCCAGCUGAAUGUUCUGGCAUCGGGUGUCGUCCCGCAGCUGACAAUGGUCAUGGGGCCGUGUGCUGGAGGAGCUGUGUACUCGCCUGCUAUGACCGACUUCAUUUUCAUGUGCCGUGACUCAUCGUACAUGUUUGUAACGGGUCCUGAUGUGGUCAAGACAGUGACAAACGAAGAAGUGACACAAGAAGAGCUGGGGGGAGCUGCGACACACACAAAGACGUCCGGUGUCGCGCAUUGUGCGUUCGAUAACGACGUCGAGGCGAUUCGUGAAAUGCGCCGCUUUUUCGAUUUCUUGCCAUUGAACAACAAGGAGAAGCCGCCUGUGCGUAAGUCAGACGACGACCGUAACCGUCCUGUGCCUACGCUCGAAAGCAUCGUGCCUCCAGACCCGAACGUGCCUUACAACAUGAAGGACAUCAUCCACCAGGUCGUGGACUCGUUCGACUUUUUCGAGAUCAUGCCCGACUAUGCAAAAAACAUCAUCGUUGGUUUCGGUCGCAUGGAGGGCCGUGUGGUGGGCAUUCUCGCGAAUCAACCAAUGGAGCUUGCUGGCUGCCUGGACAUUAACUCGUCCGUUAAGGGUGCGCGUUUCGUGCGCUUCUGCGAUGCUUUCAACAUUCCCAUUCUGACGCUGGUAGACGUGCCGGGCUUCCUGCCGGGUGUAGAUCAAGAAUACGGUGGAAUCAUUCGUCACGGUGCAAAGCUAUUGUACGCCUACGCCGAGGCGACCGUACCGAAGAUCACGAUCAUUACGCGCAAGGCAUACGGUGGCGCGUACGACGUCAUGAGCUCGAAGCACCUCCGAGGCGACAUCAACUAUGCGUGGCCGUCGGCUGAGAUCGCCGUGAUGGGAGCCAAGGGCGCAGUGGAGAUCAUAUUCCGCGGACAGAACGUGGAGCAGAACACUGCGGACUACGAGGAAAAGUUUGCCAACCCCAUGGUUGCAGCCCAGCGUGGUUUCGUGGAUGACAUCAUCGAGCCUGUCAAUACACGCCGUCACAUCUGUGAAGAUCUAGAGGUGCUGGAGACUAAAGACGUCAAGAACCCAUGGAAGAAGCACGGCAACAUCCCGCUGUAG